Molecule: messenger RNA, 5378 nt
Organism: Oryzias latipes (Japanese medaka)
Lineage: Eukaryota; Metazoa; Chordata; Actinopteri; Beloniformes; Adrianichthyidae
Gene: prrt1
Product: proline-rich transmembrane protein 1
Cellular component (GO): membrane
Source: RefSeq, a predicted model, not a curated record
GUCAGAGCAGCAGGCUCCCACACCGAGAGAGAGAGGGGGGGACCUGUGCGCGUGCGGACUGAGCUGGAACCCCCCGCGCCCACCAAAACCAAGGCCUCUGUGAGAUGAAGACAUCCUGAGGAUGGGUCGCGUGGAGUAAAAAAAUAAAGUGCGAGCCAUUGAAGAAGAAGAUCAGACGCCGGGAUUUUUGGAGCGAAGGCAGUGAGCAGAGGAGGCGCGCCGAACAUCAUGUCAUCAGAAAAACACGGGCUCAACGACCCCAGCCGUCAGGCCAUGCAGCCCCCUCCAUACCUACCGGGCCCGCAGGAUCCCAACAUCCCCCAGCACCCCAACAUGCCCGUGGCGCCCGGGACCCAGCCGGGGUACCCGCCCCCACCUCCACCGCCGGGCUCUGAGGGAUACCUCCAAGAAACCCAGUUUCACUGCGGCCCCAUGGGGCCAAACGGGGCCCCUCAGGGCUACACCGUCCAGACCCAAGGCCCCGGAGGCACCAUGCCGCACCCCCCUGUGGGAUACAUCCACACGGGCUACCCCCUGCAGCUGCAGCCCUGCACAGCUUACGUACCGGUGUACCCGGUGGCAUCGGGUCAGCCCUACAUGGCCGCCGGAGGAGCUCACCCCGGGAUGGCGCCGGGGCAGAUUCACCCCAUGCAAAUGCCGCCCAGCAUCACCCUGAUGGACCGCCGGCCGCCGCACGACUACCUGCCCAUCGCGGUGCUCACCACCGUCUGCUGCUUCUGGCCGACAGGCAUCAUUGCAAUCAUCAAAGCGGUGCAGGUGCGCACCGCCAUAGCCAGAGGCGACAUGGUGACGGCGGAAAUAGCCUCCAGAGAAGCGCGCAACUUCUCCUUCAUCAGCUUGGCCGUGGGCAUCGCCUCCAUCGUGCUGUGCACCAUCCUCACCGUGGUGGUCAUCAUCGCCUCACAACACCACGACGACGACUGGGAGCCGUAACACCCCCCAAAGAAAAAAACAACAAAAAAACAGAGAGAAUAUAUUUAUUUGCUUACUGUCGUCUGGACAAAAGAGAGUGUCCGGUCCUCUGUUUAGAUGCACACAACGUAAAUCUGAGCUGCUCCACUCAAACACUGACAACAUGAAUCCAUUUAAACGCCAUACAGCCUUCAGAGAUGAAACAUUCGAACACAGACUUGAGAGAAAUCUGAUUUAGCUCCGCUGAAAUGCACUGUGUUCAUCCCCGGAGGGCCGUCUCUGCUUUGUGAGAGGAUGAUUUGUGUCGGACGGGAGCGAUCGAUGUACAGUUCCGACACGCCAAAUGGAGGCUGGACUGACGUCUCUGAGGUCAUUUGGUUGUUUAAUGUGUGACGUCUUAGCCGUACGAACUGCUGCACAGUUUAUAUUUGUUUAUUUAUGGAUUGACUCAACAGAAAUCCUCGUUGUGACUGCUCUAAUUAAUGCUGACGUGUUGCAGCACAUUCGUUUGGCUUUAAAGUCCCACUCCGAUCAUCUUUUGAUCCCUUUUUCAAAGCGUUCCCGGUGGACUUUUCAUUCUGAUGAUGCCGUUUUUAGCCAAAAUCUAAAAGUGUGUGUCGUUUUCUUGGACAUAGUUACUGCAAAAGUACAUCAGAAUUUCACCUCUGAGUUGUGGGCGGAGUCGUUCUCCUCCCCAUAGCUGAAAGGUCUCGGUUUACAUGCUCUCCCGCUAACUUACAGCCCCUCACACCCCCAACUGGUGCAACAAAAAUGGCGAGCGAUAUCAGAGCAAUCGAGUUUAGAUCCACACUCCAGCUCAGACGAGGAAAACAAAGACUUUUAUGGAUCUAUUUGUCUACAGGUGGAUCCAUCAGAAUUGGAGCUCCUCCAAAUGGAGCUUGUGGCCCCGCCCAGUGUAUUUUCUACAUCACAAAUGCAUCACAAAUCUUUUUCUGCUUAAUUUUCCCAAUAUUUAUCGUCGAUCAAGAGAAAAAUGCCACAAAAACAUCAUCUUUCCAUUGGAGUGGGUCUUUAAACUGGCAUUUUCUGGAUGCCGACUUCUUUCUGAUAAUAUGAUGCAGCUGCUGCAUAUAUUUGUGGAUGUUGCUGAGCAUGAUGAAUAUACAUUUCCACUAAUGGGCUUUUAGUGAAAGGAGCUGCUUUUGUCCCAAACGCUGGAGGAAGUACUUCCUAACAUUUCUGGGCGUGUGUUUCAGUAUUUUACAAAGCUGCUGUCGAAAAAAGGAUGGGACGCACCUCCAUCCCGGGUUUUACAAGGAUUUAUAGAGUAUUAUUUAUUGGUGUUGCACUCUUCUCACUGGGUGUUUGAGGCGACAUAACCACACGCACGUCCUCCUGGGUUUGUUUCCAUCCGUCUGAUGUAAUCAAAGUAGAUUUAGUGCGUCUGUUUUCCAUAAUGUAGCUUUGAAAAGCAGCCCUCCAGGUGUGGCUGCUUCACCUGUUUCCGUAGUUUCAGAGGUCAGGAAAUGAAUGUUUGGAGAAAAUACAAAUACCUACACAGUAUUGUAGCACUUUGGUGAAAUCGUUCGCUUUAUCCUCUUGGUCGUCUUCUUGUGAGAAAGGCUUUUGACCUCUGAUCACAUCUCUUCUGCUCUCCCCAUCUUUCUGCCAGUUCCUCUGAUGAUGGAGAUUUGAAAGAUUGCACAGAAAUAUUAGAAUAUAUUAAAAACAUCCUUGUUGACACAAAUAGAAGCAGUAUACAGACAAUAUAUGGAGUAUUGUUUUGUUAAAAUGUUUUUUUUCUCUGCAUAUGUAUUUGACUCAGAAAAAUGAAGGAGAGCUGGGCCUUAAGUGAGUUGAGGGUUUGAAGGUUUUCUCCACAAAUAACUGGGAUCUAAUUUAAAUUUAGAGUAUAUUUUUCUGUAUAAAAGAGUUAAAAAAAAGCAUUGUGAGCAUUCAAAUAAACUGGAGGAAGUGGCUGUAGCUGAUUUUCAGUGAAAGACCCCCUCUGAUCAUCCUUGGGUUUCUUUUCAAAGCCUUCCCAGUGCUCUUUUCAUUAGGACGAUGCCAUUUCUAGACAAAAUCAAAAAAUCGGUGUUGUUUUCUAGGGCAUAGUUUCUGCAGAGAAUCAGGAGUCCAUUUAAAAUUUGCUCCUAAAUUGUGGGUGGGAUUGUUGGCCAGAGUAACUCCGCCCCCUCUUCCCCUCCCCAUGGCUGAGAGCUCGGAGCAGGGAGCUUGUGGCGUACAUUACAAAUACAAUCUUUUUUAGACAGCAUUUUUCCAUUGGCUCCUGAUUCACAGCAAUUUGAACAAAGAAAUACUCAGAAAUACAAUUUUGAGCUUAAAUGUCUUUACAUAUGCCCUCCAUCAUCAGAAAAAUUAACAAGUGGGUCUUUAAAUUCAGAUCUCAAGCAUUUGCACAACUGAAAAAAACGUUAAAACGCUAUUUAAAUUUGAGGUCAUAAGUGUUUUUUUCUUUAUUUUGCUAGGCUUUUAGUAAACUUGCUUUUAUUUGAGAGGAAUGCAGAUUAACACCAUGUUUCUAUUUUUUGGCAAAUGCAGAAUUUCUUCACUCAAAUGCUUUAAUGAUGCUCCAAUUAUCUAAAGUGGGAAGUUGUUGCUUCUCAGCUGCACUUGCAGUGAAAUGUAAAUUUAGCAAACAAAAAUGAUGAAUUAGUUUUAUUUUGUUUCAUACUUGAUGGCCUUUUUACCCUGAUUAUUGACAUUUUUUGUCAAAAUAAAGUGCAAAAACCAUAUUUUAAUUAAUACCAUGCCAAAGUUGGAAUACAUUAGCGAUGUUCUAAUUGGCAGCAUUGAUUAAGGUUUUUUUUUAUCUCUCCAGCUUGUACUUAUGUUGCAUCCUUAAACCCUGUUUUGACUCAGAAUUCCAUUUAAAGCUGAACGUGGUAAUUAUAUAUCAUGGACGCGUUCUGUUAUGUAAAAUAGUUUUUCUGAACCACAAAUGUUAGAAAAAAGCCAGAAAAAAACAAAUUCUUCAGAUUUAGGUUUACUUCAAUUUCCCUCAUGGUCAUGAACAAAAACAUACAGAUGAUGGAUUAUCAUAGAUUAGCAGAUCCUCUCGUUUCUUUUUUUAUACAGUUGAAAAAGUUAAAACUAAAGAAAAUUGGUGAAAAAAGUGAGAAAAAUCUUUAUGUGAAAUUUUCACAGAUGUAUCACGAAUGAACCACCUAAAAACCACAGAAGAAAUCCUAAUAAACCACACAAAGAACAGGUAAACCAACGUAGAACGUGAACCGUGCGUGAUUAGUGCGCUGUUUAUACUGAACUCAUUAGUGAUUUGUGCGUCCAUUACGUUAUGUUAACAUGGUCUGUGCGACGCAUACGCGAUCUAUAAGUUAAACAUCGGUGGUACAUGCGUGAAAAGUCAUGUACAAUUGUGUAAGAUUUAUGCAGUAAUUGCAUACAAACAUAAAUAGCUCAAAACCGAAUUCCUGUAAAGACUUAUCGAACAUCUGUGUACAUCGACCAUCGACGAACACAAGAAACACUUAUGGAUUACGUAGAUCACACGUGGAUCACGAAAGACACUAAUUUCCUGUGUGGAAAAUACGCAAAUUGUACAAAGUGGCUGUGUGACACGGCCUUGAGAGAUGACAGAAGUUCCAGAAUAACAGCAUAUGACAAAAGCAGAAGAGUUACAUAUUGAGGAUAUAGAAAAAAAUGUCAGACUACCAAAAUAAAAGCGUGAAACUUCUUUAAAUUAUAAAGCCCAAAGCAGAAGUGUUUUAUUAGCUAAUUAAAAAGGCAAAGAUAAAGCAUUUCUUGAUUGCUACUGUGAGUUUAAGAAAUUCUGAAUUAAUUCAGUUCAUUUUAAAAAGUAUAAUUUGAAAAUUUUUAUUUUGAAAUGUGCAAAAACAGGAAAGAAAUCUACCUUUUACAGUGUUUAGUUGACCUUAACAGCAACAGUAAUUGUUUAUUAUUCUAUUGUUCCUUGCAUAGAGUAAAACAAGAGAAUAAGGGUUGUGUGAGAGCUUCAAAGAGCUGUCAAAGUGUCUGUAAAUGAGCAGCAGAGACGCUCAAUGUGACUGUACCAUUGAUCUAGUUCCAUUUUGUGCAAUUAAUUCAGAUAAAGUGCGUUUUUAAAGAGUAUCCAAACAUUGGAAAACCCGUUUAAUUGGAAGAAUUGAGGCACACGGUGUUUAAGUGUAAUAAAAGAACAGUGUCGUUUGGUAUUGAUAGUGUAUAGAAGGCUCAGACAGAUUAGUUUGGCUCUCUAAAUAAUUCUAGAUUCUGUUGUAUGGCACUACAUUUUCCUGUGUGCUUUCUGUUAUUUGCAGCUCUAUGACACAAAAAUCGGUUAUUUUUCUGUUUGUAAAUGCAGUGGGUUCCUUGGUGAAACAGAAGACGCCUACCUGUGUACACGUGGGUUUUUUCUUGAUUAUAAUUGGUUGUAUUGAACAUGCAUUGGUUGUUUCUGACUUUGGUUGUUUGAAUAAAAGAAUCAUUCUGGGUUGUGGAGGACA